Messenger RNA from Plasmodium vivax (malaria parasite P. vivax), 1596 nucleotides. RefSeq lists its product as hypothetical. The record is from RefSeq and is a predicted model, not a curated record. Bases 1 to 1596 code for a protein of 531 amino acids. The transcript has a single exon. Lineage: Eukaryota; Apicomplexa; Aconoidasida; Haemosporida; Plasmodiidae.
AUGGCCAACUCCUCGGCCCUCUUUAAAGCAUUCGUAGUGGGGUCCCCGGUCUGCAUUCUCCUACUUAAUGAAAUAAAAAGAGUGAAGCGUCUAAGAGACGACGAAAAGUUAAACAAAAGCUUGUUUAUAAAAAAUUUCCACAAAAGUAACAUCACCAAGAAGGGACCAAAUGGGAGUGAUCACAGGGGGGAACCCAAGUCUGACCAAGUCAGUGCCCCCGAGGGGGAGGAAGAAGAAGCGCUGAACUACUUUUACGGCAAAGCAUGGGGAUACACCACCGAUUACGAAAUUGACUUGAGCUUAAAUACAGGCGAUUUAAUUUUUAUAAAGUACGACUUAGAAAAUGUAAAUUUAAUUAAAAAGGUUCUUCUAAAAAUGAACAGAUACGUGCAACAGAGAAGCAACAGCAAUAGCAGUGUGGACGACUACGACGAGGUGGGGAUCAUUUUAAAAAAACAUAACAUCAGUUAUGUGUACAUUCAAAAUGUCCUAAAUGGGAAAGACAAGUUAAUUCGCUAUUCUCAUUUUUUGCAAAAAUAUAAACCCACCGUUUUAUCUCUCAGAAGAUUCAUUACAGAUGAUGAGGAAAUAAAAAAGGAGUUGCACAAAAAUAUUUUACAAAGUGUAGAACAAACUGUGCAACAAAGUGUAGAACAAACGAAGAUAAGGAGCUCCUCCAUUUUGUUUAAUCUUUUGCGUAAUGUGUGUAGGCAAAGGAUACUCAUACGUCGCAAUGCGAAUGACUCUCCCCCAAAAAAAGAUUGCCUUUGUAAUGAUAGCCACUCCAUGUGUAAGCAAAUAAGCUACAAUAUAGACGCGAACAACUUAAUUAAUAUGCUCAUCUUCCGAUCGUUUAAUUUGUUCUUUUAUUUUGUUUCCUACCUGAAUGAACAAGCGUUGAAAUGUAGUCCACUUGCCCCUGAGCAUGUUCUUUUGCAAAAUGUCUCCUCGGAUGUACCCUGUAGGGGGAAGGGGCACUCUUGCAUAAUUGAUAAUCAAAAUGGCCUACAAGGUUAUGAGUUCCCAGUGGGUAAUUCCCUGACGCGAUUUGAAUUCAUCGAGGGGGACUCUUCAGAGGUGGCGAUCCCGGGUGACACCCCCAACCGUAAGAAGGCAAGCAGUUUUUAUAACCCCCCAAGAGAAGUCGCCAAAGAAAUGGAAAACUUCCUCUCGCUGCUUCUCGAAAAUGAAUACACACUGAUGGACUCCACAGAGUAUAUGAACAGAGUGCUACGGAAGGGAAGAAACCACCCAACGGAGGAUGCUCACAAGGAAGGGCAGCCAAACCAUUUUGCAAAUAAAAUGAAAAAGCAAAUCGAAAAGGUCUCUCUAAUGUUUAAAAGAUCCUCCGUAACAAAUUCUCAUGUUUACGAAAUUUACAGAAAUACGAAUUUGCUGCCCUCCAUAAAAAAUUAUGAUCCUCCCCCUUCUCUCUUUUUAUGUUUAAACAAUUUUUACAAACCCAUCAACGGGAGGAAUAUACAGCGUGAUACGUUCAGCGUGCCCAAGCUGACCAACCUCUUUCACGUACGGCAGGAGGAGGCCGAGAAGUUGCAGAGAUAUUUCUACCAGUUCAAUAGGGUCCCCAAGUCCUAG